This is a messenger RNA of Apodemus sylvaticus (European woodmouse), 2006 nucleotides long. It is a transcript of the gene Cr1l, whose product is annotated as complement C3b/C4b receptor 1 like. NCBI's taxonomy places the organism in Eukaryota, Metazoa, Chordata, Mammalia, Rodentia, Muridae. The record is from RefSeq and is a predicted model, not a curated record. The transcript is spliced from 13 exons. Gene Ontology annotation, biological process: negative regulation of complement activation, classical pathway. Bases 333 to 1913 code for a protein of 526 amino acids.
UUCUUAGGAGGCGAAGGUGCUUGCAAAUGGAAAACUUCCUGGAGCUUACUUACUAGGUAUUGAUUCAGUUCCUGCCUUGCUGAAUCAAUCUCCCUAGGGAAAUUCCACAGAAAUCCCUGGAGCUAGCAGUAAACAAGACUCUGCCCAGCCCUUUAACAAGAGGAAGUUAAAGCUUUACUCCGGAACCCAGCGCCAUUUCCUGCACUCUGGGUGGGGCUUCUUUUUCACCGCUUUGCCGCCAGACGGUGUUUUUGAGUCCGUAACUCCGUCAGACGGUGUUGUGAGCCCGUUACUCCAUAAGACUGACCUUGCUUGAGACCUUCGUGAGGGGAAUGGAUGCCACUUCUCGAAGUUCAGAGCCUCUGGACCAGUUCCUUCAGAGGCCAGAAGAAGACAUCAGAUCUCCUGAGACUGAAGUCACAAUAGGCUGUGAGCAGGUGCUAGAAAUAGAACCUGGUCUUCUGGAAGUCCAGAAAGUACUCUUAACUGCUGAACCAUCUCUUCAGCUCCUUCGUAGCUGCAUUAUUGGUCAGUGUCCGGCCCCAUCACAGUUUUCUUUUGCCAAAUCUAUAAAUCAAACUGAUGAAUCCAUGUUUCCCAUUGGAACAUAUUUGAAGUAUGAAUGUCGCCCAGGAUAUUUUAAGAGGCAGUUCUUUAUCAUCUGCCAACAGAGCUCAACCUGGACAAGUGCUGAAGAUGUGUGUAUACGUAAACAAUGUGAAACUCCUUUAGAUCCUCAGAAUGGCAUGGUACAUGUACACACAGACAUUCGGUUUGGAUCCCGUAUUAAUUAUACUUGUAAUAAUGGAUAUCGCCUGAUUGGUUCCUCCUCUGCUGUAUGCAUCAUCUCUGAUCAAAAUGUUGCUUGGGAUACUGAGGCACCUGUUUGUGAGUCGAUUCCUUGUGAGAUACCUCCAGGCAUCCCCAAUGGAGAUUUCUUCAGUUUUAACAGGGAAGACUUUCAUUUUGGAAUGGUGGUUACCUAUCGAUGCAACACUGAUGUGAGAGGGAAGAAGCUCUUUAACCUGGUGGGUGAGCCCUCCUUACACUGUACCAGCAACGAUGGUCAAACUGGAGUCUGGAGUGGCCCUCCUCCUCAGUGCAUUGAAAUCAACAAAUGUACUCCUCCUCCCUAUGUUGAAAAUGCAGUCAUGGUGUCUGAGAACAGAAGCUUGUUUUCCUUAAGUGAUACUGUGGAAUUUAGAUGUCAGCCUGGCUUUAUCAUGAAAGGAACCAACAGUGUGUCUUGUCACUCCCUAAACAACUGGGAGCCAGAGUUACCAAGCUGCUUCAAGGUGAAAUCCUGUGGUGCUUUCCAGGACCAGCUUCCUAACGGUCGUGUACUGUCGCCACCAAAUCUUCAACUUGGGGCCAAAGUGUCCUUUGUUUGUAAUAAAGGGUUUCAAUUAAAAGGCAAUUCUGCUAGUCAUUGUGUUCUUGAUGGAGUGGAAAGCAUUUGGAAUAACAGUGUUCCUGUGUGUGAACGAGUGACAUGUAGUCUCCCUCGGGAUAUGAGUGGAUUCAAGAAUGUGUUGGAAAUGAAAAAAGAAUAUUACUAUGGAGAUAAUGUAACCUUGGAAUGUGAGGAUGGGUAUACUCUAGAAGGCAGUUCUCAGAGUCAAUGCCAGUCCGAUGUCAGAUGGGAUCCUCCUCUGGCCAAAUGUUUAUCUCGCUCAAACAGUGGUCUAAUAUUUGGAAUUUUCAUUGGGAUAGCCAUCUUUAUUUUAUUCAUCAUUGUUUUCUAUUGGAUGAUUCUGAAGUAUAAAAAACGCAAUACCACAGAUGAAAAGUGUAAAGAAGUGGGUAUCUAUUUAAAUUCUAAAGAAGACAGCUGUGUUCGCCUUCAGUCUCUGCUCACAAGUCAGGAUAACAACAGCCCAGCACCGAAUUCACUCACUCAAGAAGCCUCCUAAAUAGCUGCAACGCAAAAUGAUGUCUUUCUCUGAAACUCAAAAUGUGUCUUGUCUGUAUCACUUUUAAAAUAAACUAUUUUCUUUUAAGAUCUA